Messenger RNA from Schizophyllum commune H4-8, 2409 nucleotides. RefSeq lists its product as uncharacterized. The transcript has 11 exons. The record is from RefSeq and is a predicted model, not a curated record. Lineage: Eukaryota; Fungi; Basidiomycota; Agaricomycetes; Agaricales; Schizophyllaceae. The coding region runs from base 1 to 2409 and encodes 802 amino acids.
AUGGCCACGGACUCUCUAGCUGACCUUUGGCGAGGCGCUCUCGAUGCGUAUGAGCGGCGGGCCGGGAUCAAGCUCUCCUCUCCUGGGUUCCCACCCUUCGCGUCGUCGGACGAGAUCUUCGAGUUCAUCGAUAGUCGUCGGACGGAGUUUAGCAACUUCCGGGAGGACGGACAACAGCUUCGGUCCAAAUUGGAGCCCAUCGCGUGGACGGUGCAGACCCUAUGUAGUAUCCUCGGAGAAGCGUUCGCUGUGCCUUUCUCGCCCGGAAAAGCAAUCUUUACCGCCAUCGGCGUCGCUCUCCAAGCAGCGAUGAAGGUGCAGAAAGACUUUGAUGCUAUUGAAGACGCUUUCGAGACCAUGGCGCACCAUCUGCGCAUCAUCAAGACGAGCGCUGCCCCCAUCAUGCACGUCGUCCUGAGAGAAGCCUCUUUGAAGUUACUCGUCCAGAUCCUCGCUAUCUUGGGCGUGAUCACGGAGAUGCAGAAGUCCGGGCGGUUGACGGCCUGGCUGAGAAGCAUUCGGCACUCGGAUGUACUCGAUAAGGCGUUAGAGGAGCUGCGCCAGCUUGCAACGAACCAGCAUCAGACAAUAUCCGCCGUGACGCUGCUCGUCUCCCAGCGGACGCUGUCCAUCUUCACUGACAGCGCCGCUUGGAACGACGCAGAUAACAUCCUGCGAACUUUCCUUGAACGUGUUUUGGACACAACGCGGGAGAUCUACGAUCUGCUUCGCAAGAGUGCAUCGGCAACGCAACGACAGAACACCGCGAACCGCAGGAUUUUGGAGGACAUCCAGAACAAGCUCUUUCAACUGAACGAGGAAGUCCUGAAGAAAAAGAGCUACAAUCAGGGCAGGAUAUACGAAUGGUUGCAGUAUCCGGAUUGCUCGGCGAAGAUCAAUGCGCUGUUAUACGAGCGAGCCAGAGGGACCGGCUCUUGGUUCUUCGAUAGCAAUGAGUUCUCGGCAUUCAAGGCGGGAAAGAAGCGUGUUCUUUUGUUACAAGGCAGCGCUGGAUGUGGAAAGAGCACAAUCAUGGCUGGUGCUAUAUGCGAACUUCGGGCGCACUGUGCGCUCGUGACCCCUCAAUCCCUCGUCUUGACGCACUUCUUCGACGCCACCAAUCCUAAUCUGCGGCAUCGCAAUCUCGAAGGUUUAUCAUCCUCGCUUCUGUGCCAGCUUUCGCAUCACGGGGCCGACGUACUUGAAGCGCUGCAGACCCUCCACGACAAUCUCAUGGCGGGUCGCUCCGAGAUAUCGCUCGAUAAAGUUCAGUGCAUGCUCGAUGCCGCGCUGCAAAGUCGCGUCGCGAGAGUCUUCGUCGCACUAGAUGCUUUGGACGAGGCCAUCAUUCAAUUCGACUCGAGAAAAGGAUGUUUUCUGGAAGAUCUUAUCAAACACGAGAACGUCUCGCUCCUCCUGUCGAGCCGUACCGAGGUGCCCUAUAAUCGGUAUCUCGAGCGCUUAUCCAGUGCUCGACUUCUCGUGAAGAAGCACUUGGUCGCGCGCGACAUAGCAGUUCAUCUAGAUGACGUGCUAGCCGCGCGAGGUGCGCUCGCUAAGGUGAAGGGCCAAAACAUCAGCCUUGUUCGCAAGAUGCUCACAAGUAGGGCAGAUGGGAACUUUCGCUGGACAGUGCUCCAGAUCCAGGAACUGGCCGGCGUUGCUGGCAUACCCACCCAGCUGCGCAGAAUGCUGCACGACAUGCCGAAGACGCUCAAUGAUGCCUAUGAUCUGGCCUUCGCGAUGAUGCCAGAGGCGCAGCGUGAUGAGCUCCAGAGGAUGCUCGAAUGGCUCCUCUUCGCUCGUGGCCUGUUGGAUAAACACGAGUACUCCGAGCUGCUGGCAUUCGAGUGGUCCAAACACAGUGAUCGUGACCUCCCAGUCUUCGACACCGAGCUGCGACCUUCGUCGCCGGACGAGAUUUUCACCAUCGUGAACUCAGCCUUUGUCUCAUACUACGGAGGUUUCGUUCGGAUUGCGCAUGCCUCGAUUCGCGACUAUUUCCUCGGCCCUCGCACGCCAAUGCAAUUCUCCAGCACGAAAGCUUAUACAAGGAUGGCCUUCACGUGCAUAGCCUACCUGUCUGCCGUGGGCACUACAGACACUCCCAAGAAACGAUUGCUAGGACGCUAUCCCUUACACUAUCAUGCGCGGAAGUUCUGGUCGUUCUAUGCACACAAAUCGCUGAAGGAGUUCUGGAUCCUGUAUGAGCCUGUGGAACGUUUCGUGAGCAGCUUCCCACCGAAGGCCUCAUCGCUUUUGGAACUUGCAGUGAAGGAGCGCCACAUCAACGUCCUCCGCAUCGUCCAUAGAGUCAGGCCAGACUUGCUCGAGCCCUUCCAUCUCACAAUAGAUUUCUAUAGACCACGGGUGCCGUUUGAGCCGGAGUUCGUGUCUUGGCCACGUUAG